Molecule: messenger RNA, 1512 nt
Organism: Oppia nitens
Lineage: Eukaryota; Metazoa; Arthropoda; Arachnida; Sarcoptiformes; Oppiidae
Exons: 1
Coding region: 55-1512 (485 amino acids)
Source: RefSeq, a predicted model, not a curated record
CAAAAUGUACCGAAAUUUGUGACCACAAUUUUUGUAAUAAUAAUAAAUAAAUAAAUGUUUACCACAAAAACCGUUAUCAUCAUCAUUGUCAUCAUAAAUGUUGGCCAUCUAAUGGUGGCCAAAACAUCGGCAACACUGGACUUGUUUUGCAACCGAAAUCGAUCGGAUCUGUCAAUUGAUGCGGCACUUAGCGAACUGCCGCGAAAUCAACAGCCAAUGGUCAAACUGUUUAUCGGUGACCAGUAUUACGAAUUCUGGAUUGUCAACGCAUCCAGGUUACGAUUUUCGGGGCAAAAACCUCUGGCCAGUAUAGUAACAUCGGGUUCGGCAGUGGUUAGGGCACCGAUAAACAUAUCUUUCUAUAUGGACGACAACUAUGAAGAGUUUCGUUUGAUUAAUACAAUUACUGGCCAGAUGUGGAAUAUAUUCAGAAACGGUACCUUAAAUCGGGAGGUCAUUAACAACAAAGAGAUCUAUACGUUUGAAGCGAUUCGGACGACCAAAGAUGUCCGGUUAGUCCACUAUCUGGUCUACCAUAGGACCGAUCCUAAGAUUUUUGUGUCCACCUAUGACUACAAAGAGAAGUACGUUUUGAGGACAAUGAUUGACUCUAGCGACGGACAACAGAUGGUCCGAUUGGUGAAUGCGUCGACACCUGACAAGGAGACAGUCAAUAUGUUACCGGUUUAUAGACUAAAUGGACAGUUACCGACGGCAGCGUUUGUAUACAGAUAUUGGUGGCACGUGUUUGCCGGGCGCUGGUGGUGUCGGAUGAAAGUUUUUAAGCUCAAGUGGUCACCGUUCUGUCAGAUCAAAGACAUUAGCGAAUUGAUUGGCGACUGUACCGACAACGCCGCCAUCAUCACCACUCAGACGACAACCACUUCCAGUACAACUACUACUACUACGCCAUCUACCACUCAGACGACUCCCAGUACGACAUCCACAACCAUUCAGACUACGCCCAGUACGACGUCUACAACCAUUCAGACUACGCCUAGUACGACGUCUACAACUAUUCAGACAACUCCAAGUACGACGUCCACCACCACCACCACCAUUAAGACGAGUAGUAGUACGACGUCCUCAACAACAACGACUACGAGUAGUACCCCCUCUACGACAACUACUGGCCUUACAUCGACAGAGGAUAAUACGCCGCCGCCAUCGCUGCCUACAACAGUAGACAGUAUGAGUACCGAUGAUAUUACAACAAAAACAAUUGCCGACACCAACACCGACAUCGAUAAAAGUACCGAAAAGCCCGGCAGUGAUGAUGAUGACAGUACCAAAACAUUUAUAUACGUUAUAGUUGUAAUAUUGGCUAUCAUAUUAAUAGCCUGGGCACUGGUAGGUAUCGGCAUAUUAGCUGGCUAUAAGUUUUCGAAUACGGUUGUCCAAAAAUCGGACCAAAAAGCACCGCUGACUACCGAAGCUGAAUCAACUAUGCGGUCACAUUCGGCAUUGUCGGUCAUGACUGUCAACUCAAAUACCGGUUCUGUUAAUCAGUAA